AUGAUGGAUGAGCCGAGGAAAGGGAAGGUGAUCAGGUCUGCUUUCGACAGCACCACCUUCGACGCAGAUGUGUCGAUCCAUGUCGAGCGCAAGGUUGGAUCCGCGACAAUCUCGCCGUCCGGACGCGAUGUCGCACUUGCAUCUACCGACGGGCUUGAUAUAAUUGACCUUGAUCACCCAUUGAACCCACCUCGCCAUCUUCGACACGGUCUCCCGUGGCUCGUUGCAGAUGUGCAAUGGUCCCCUUUUGCCGCUCGAGAGAACUGGGUAGUCAGUACGGCAAAUCAGAAGGCCUUGGUAUGGAAUCUGAAUAUGCCAGAAGAAUCGUCGCAAGGGGCAAUUGAACAUACACUGUAUGGACACACAAGAGCAAUUACGGACAUCAAUUUUUCAGCCCACCACCCUGACAUACUUGCAACAUGUGCUGUAGAUGGCUACGUACACUGUUGGGACUUGCGCCGGCCGAAACAACCAGUUUUGACUUUCUGUGAUUGGUUCGCUGGAGCAACACAAGUCAAAUACAAUCGACAGGACUCACACAUCCUUGCUUCAUCUCAUGAUAGGUGGCUGCGAAUAUGGGAUGAUCGAAAGGGGGCUGCCCCUCUGAGGUCCAUCAAUGCGCACGAAUCAAAGAUCUAUGGAGUGGAUUGGAAUCGGACAAGAUCUACCGGGAUAGUAACAUGUUCUUUGGAUAGAAGCAUCAAAUUCUGGGACUAUGGUAACGAUAUUGACGAGCCAGAACGCAUUAUCCGUACAGAUUUCCCUGUUUGGCGAGCUCGACACACUCCAUUUGGAUGGGGCGUGUUAGCGAUGCCCCAAGAUACUCCGGGCAACCUCCAUCUCUAUGACUGCCGGCUGAGUGGAGGGGACAAGGAUUCCUACGCUCAUGCAGUGACCAAGUUUCCCGGACAUGGGGCCUUCAAAGUCAAGGAAUUCCUGUGGAGAAGUCGAGGGAACAUUGAUGAUGGAAUCGACAACAGAGAAUUCCAGCUGGUAUCAUGGGGCGAAGAUAAUCAGUUACGGCUGCAGCACGUAGACCCUGCAAGCCUUCAGGCUGUAGGGUAUAUCAAGGGUGCUCAAGUGAGGAAGAAGCUGAAUGUCACUCGUAAAGGUGCCGUCUAUAAGACUUUCCGAACAGUAGAGACCACUUCGACAGAAAAGCGAGCUGCAACAAUCACCGGUCCUCGGCCAGGAAGCUCUGGUCUCAAAAUCAGUGCCUUGAGUACGGGCAUGAAGAAAGUGAAUGUGCCCCAUCCUGCUCGAACACAUAUGAUCCUACGAGCAUCGGCUAUGAAGGGCAGAGAGAAGUCAUGCAAACAAGAUGAUCAAAACCAGAAGCAGAUUGGUUGGAUGAGUGGCAUCAAGUUUGCAGCCAAGGUCGACAGUACUUCUCUUAAGCGUCCAACAUCAAGACGGCUUUCUCUUCUUGAUCCAGAAUUCGAUGAGGAUGGUGAUUGGGGGCAGCCAGAGUCUCUGCAUGAUGAAAUCAUCCGCAUUCACGACCAACUUCCUAAAAUCACAUUCGAAGAUGUCAAUAUGGACAACAGAACAGUGGUUGCCUCGAUGAAUGGGCCUUGGGGCCACGACGGGAAUGCCAUUUACAUCAAGAUUACCAUCGUCUUUCCUGCGCAGUAUCCCGAAUCGAAGGCUCCCAGCUUCACCCUAGGCAAGACGUCCCUUAUGCCGAAUGAUACGUAUGCAAAAUUAAAACGAGAGGUUCAUCUGAUCGCCGCUAGUUUUGUUCCUCGGAAAGAAGGCUGCUUGGAUGCAGUUCUUUGCUACUUGCUGGGAGAGGUCGAUCUUGAGACGAGCACGACUUUCUUCAAAGAUUUUGGAGAUCUGGAUGAUGAUAUGGAUGCAUUAGCUGAUGAAAGCUCCAGCGAGGACGACGAAGGCGAUGACCCACCAAUGAUCGCAUCUCAGGAAAUUGGCCAGACCGUGACAGGAUUACGGCCCCCAACAAGGUAUUCCAAUGCAAACGUACCUCUCCCGCGACUAUGCGGAGCCCGAUUCUCUGCGAAUGGGAAACUUACGUGCUUCUUCCCUCCAAAAGAAGAGAAAGUAAAGUCACUUCUCGAGACUCUGGUGGUCAAGAACAAUGCAAGAUCCAAAGGAGAUCCUGUGUUCGAGACGUUUGGUCGUCUGAACAACAAUACCUCACCUAUCCCCCGAAUCAAAGCCAUGUCCCUUGCUUCGGAGAGCAAGACGGAUUCGGAAGUAUCUGACGACUCUGGUGAGUCUUCAUCAAGCGAUUCUGAUUCCUCUCACUUCCGCAUUGCUCGCUUCCCAAUGUCGGACUAUUUCCGCCGCACUGGUCGGAGACAAUUCAGAAAAGGCUCCCCAACCGUACUCUCACAGAGAUCCAGUGCCGGUGGAACAGGAACUGGCACCGGCACUGGUACAGGACUCGGACGAGUCAGAUCCUCGAAACCCAAAAACCUUCUCUCCCUACACGACAUCAGCUGUUUACUGCCGUCUAAGCCCGCGCUCGCUAAGACUUAUGCCAUAUUUGGCGAUGGACCAGAUGUCUGCGAACAUAACGCGAAGGCUGCCCAGAAACAAGGAUACAAGGAGCUAGCAGAUAUCUGGAGAUAUGCUGCUAUCUUAUUACAUAAUGAGGUGCCUCUUGAGGUCCUGAAACAGACUCAUAGAAAUGAACCGAUACUUGUUAUUGCGAAGGAGGCUGUCAGAAAAAAGACAGAGGCCGUCAUGAGUAAACGUCGAAGCAGCGGCUCCGAUAGUGGCGUGGACGUAUCUCAUGAUUGCAGCACUCGGGAAGACAGGCUAUCGGGCAGAGUCAAAUGGGGCACCAAUCCAAUUGCUCGAGAUUUGAUCGGUAAUCUGUUUGCAUAUUUUGAGCGCCUUGCAGACGUCCAGAUGCUAGCCAUGCUAUCAUGUGUUUUUAGCGAACCUCUCGCGAGGGACGCAGCUUCGCACGCAGAGACGCAACUGUCACAGCCUCGUACACCAUUAUCUAUGAAAACUCCAGCAUUCUCUCUCGACUACUUCCCAUCCGAUACGGCAGCAUGGAGCAUGUAUCAGAAGACCCCGAUCACCUCUCUCGUAUCGACGCCCAGGGUGGCUCACACUCCUUCUGGUCUUUAUGGAUCUGUCGGGUCCUCGAUCGGAGCUUGGGGAAGUGACCCUGCGUUGACACCAUACUCAUGUGGGGAGACGCCUCCUUUACGUUCCAACCGAGCAAGCUUGGAGUAUCUCAAUCAACAGCAGACUCAAAGCUUGUCGACAUCACCCGAGAACCCUCGGAGCUUUCGUAGAUCCAACUCGGGGAUUGCUCAUAGUUUUGCUGCAAGCUUUUCUCGCCCAUUCUCCACGACUGCUCCGUCAUCGCCUCCGUAUCCCCCAAGCCGGAAACGUCCAAGCCCGGUUGAAAAUAUGUUGAGUUCUCUGGCACCUAGUGCCAUUACAUGGGGCAACACCACUGUUCUUGGGAGCGUGAAAGAACAGAGCAUUACUGAUAGAUCAACUUACUCCGAUGAAGAGAGCAACAAGAUUGAUUGCAAAUCCCCCAUCUGUACUGGGAUCAGUCUCACCAUGGGGAAUCAGAACGUUUUUGAUGACGAGGGUUGUAUGAGCACCCCUUUGUUGGACACUCGUCAAACAGUCUUAUAUGCAGAUUACCGAAAGGUUUAUGCCGAGCUCCUUUACAUAUGGGGUCAUCCACUAGCACGUCUUGAGAUUCUGAAAUUCAAUGGCCUAAAGGAUUACUUUACCGAAACAGAAAUGCCACAUAACAAACCCCUCGCUCCAUCCAUACACUCCAUCGACGCUCAAGCCUUAAACCAGGAUUCUCCGCCGCCAUCACCAAUUAUCCUUGGCAAGAUAGACCAGUAUCAACAGAUGUCGCCUUUACUAAAUGCAGGAUUCGGACUUGACGUGACAGGCUACUGCCUCAAGCAUGAGACCCGCCUCGAGCCCCUGGCAGGUACCAAGUUUGGAGGUGCUGUUGGACACUGUGAGAGGUGCAAGAUUACCCAGCGCCAACUCCGCUGCACGAUCUGCUUGGAGCCCAUCAGUGCCGUCUUCGCGCCUUGCCUGUCUUGCGGCUGUGCGACUCACGUGGACUGUCUAUCCGACUAUCACGCAUCAGGAGACACAAUGUGCCCAGGCGGCUGCGACUGCGACUGCGAAAUCAGUGCAGCUGACGGACAGUUUGAAAGCUGGGAAGCCUUGAAAGAUGCCCUUGAACGGCUGAGAGAGAUGGAAGCCAAGAGUAAAGCGGCAGGGUUGGUAGAGAAGCACAUUCCGGAUCAUUGGGAUGGAAAGGAUCAGCCUGAUGGGGAGGCGUAUACACCGGAUGGUGGCUUAGGGAAGCCAUACUCAACGCUUAGUAGGUUAGGCCAGGCUAGAGGUGGCGAAUGGGGGAUUUCAGGUUUGAAGCAUAAGCCGAGUAGCUUGCGGAAUGAGCAUUUUUGA
Molecule: messenger RNA, 4434 nt
Organism: Drepanopeziza brunnea f. sp. 'multigermtubi' MB_m1
Lineage: Eukaryota; Fungi; Ascomycota; Leotiomycetes; Helotiales; Drepanopezizaceae
Source: RefSeq, a predicted model, not a curated record